Molecule: messenger RNA, 1901 nt
Organism: Galleria mellonella (greater wax moth)
Lineage: Eukaryota; Metazoa; Arthropoda; Insecta; Lepidoptera; Pyralidae
Exons: 3
Coding region: 63-1763 (566 amino acids)
Source: RefSeq, a predicted model, not a curated record
UCAUUAUGUACACAACCAGCGAAUAAGAGCUACCUUAUAAGCCGAAUUGAUAAAUUUGGAUUAUGAACAAUAUGUUACAUAAGUGUUCGUUAGUAAUAAUUUGUGGAACAUAUAUUAUUACAUUAAAUUCAUUUUGUGUGCCUGUGUAUGGAAAUAUAAGAGAAAUACGAUCACCGCAAACCAAUUGGUGGCAAGAAAGUCAAUCUCAACAACAGAAUCCAAACGGAAACGUUGUGGAAGAAAAACUGGACUCACAGUCGAGCCAACAAAGAAAGAACGAUUUUGUAUUAAUCUAUAAUAAGGGUAAUAAUACUUUAGUCGAAGUUCGAGGUAAAUGGUCCACUCGUUCAGGCGACGACACGUUAAAUAACUCUCCUCAAGAGUUCUCGAAUACAUCUAAUGGAAAUACUUAUAAUGAAUACGAUAAUUCGCUCUCACCUCCAAUCCUUUCAUCUCAUGAGGAAAGACCUGAACAGCCAUCUCCACCGUCAGUUCCCUUACCAUCACUUCCACUCCCUCAAUUACCUCACGAGUAUUGGCCGCCACCACGACCACCACUACCUCCUCCUCCACAUGGCUCACCAUUGGCUCCUGCUCUUCACCUUGGUCUGCCACCACCACCAUAUGUCAAGCAAUUAUUUGACUCCCAAUAUCGAGAAAGAAAUGGACAACAAUUAAAUUAUUAUAGAAGACCACCGCCGGUUCCACCACCGCCGCCACCGCUUUUAUAUGAUCAACUCUAUUAUCAAGGUAGGCAUGAGUCAAAUAGUUCUAAAGGACUGCCUCCGUAUCCUCCGUCAUAUUGGUAUCCACCUCCACUCCCACCAUAUUCAUAUUACGGACGACCACUACUACCGCCUCCACCCCACUUUUAUUAUAGACCUCCUCCUCCUCUACCAUUCCACACACACUACGGUUAUCCAUUUCGUCCACAUUUUCCUCUUUCAUCGCCGACUUCACUGUAUUCAUAUUAUGAUUACCAACAAAUACCGCAAGAUAUUAAAGACAAAGAUUUACUACCACAUAGAUCUGGUAGUAUCCUCAAUAAUGGACAGUAUUGGCCACCAUCCCCCAAAUACCACAAAACGUCUAUAGAAAAUGAUAAGUUUCAGAAUACUAAUUUCAAAUACGAUAUGGAAGCUGAAAUGUUGACAAAUGUUGAUUAUAACUCAACUGAUGCAUUAAAUAAAAAUCAAAUCAACUAUAAUUCUGUUGCAAGAGAAUAUGAAUUCUUAAAUCGUCCAGAAGGUAACCGACUGUCACCAGAAUAUAGACAAGCCGGCGUACCUCUGACAGAUAUCAAUCAAGAUUAUCCACAAAUUAUUAUGAGUCCUUCGAUGCCACAAUUAUUGCAAAUAAACGCUCACCGCAGUAUCCUAGCCCACCUUAUAGAAGAGGAUGGUGGAAUAAUAUUCAACCGGAUGUUAGACAUGGUGGACCUCCCAGAGGCAUUUUCAAUAAAGGGCCGUCUCCUGAUCACCAUGGACCUCCUCCAGAUUACCCAGAAACACCCUCAGACUACCGAGGACCACCCCCAAACCAUCGAGGAUUACCCCCAGAUCACCGAGGACCACCUUCAUAUUACCAUCGGCAACCUCCAAAUUAUCGAGAACUACCUCCAGGUCACCGAGGUUCACCUCCAGGUCACCGAGGUUCACCUCCAGGUCACCGAGGUUCACCUCCAGGUCACCAAGAUUCACCUCCGGGUCAUCGAGGCUUACCAUCGGACCGACAAACACCACCUCUGGACAAUCAAGGACUAAAAGUACAAGAAUACAGAGACCCAUAUGACAAUAAUGAUCAACACAGUAAUGAAAGAUUAACAACUGCCACAAAUGAGAAACAGAUUGACAUAAGAUACGAGUCGGGUGGUGUUCCAAAAACUACGGAUCAGACCAUUA